Messenger RNA from Diversispora eburnea, 123 nucleotides. NCBI's taxonomy places the organism in Eukaryota, Fungi, Glomeromycota, Glomeromycetes, Diversisporales, Diversisporaceae. The record is from the annotation of a GenBank genome assembly.
AGCAGAUUCAAAAAAUACAAUCUGAAAUUGAUACAUUAAAAGUGCAAAUUAUUGAGAUAACAGGUAAUGAUGAAGAUUAUAUACCAGAUGAUACAAAUCAGCAGUUAUCUUUAGUUUAUCCCA